Messenger RNA from Gorilla gorilla gorilla (western lowland gorilla), 279 nucleotides. RefSeq names its product defensin beta 128 (gene DEFB128). Gene Ontology annotation, biological process: innate immune response. Gene Ontology annotation, cellular component: extracellular region. NCBI's taxonomy places the organism in Eukaryota, Metazoa, Chordata, Mammalia, Primates, Hominidae. The record is from RefSeq and is a predicted model, not a curated record.
AUGAAGCUGUUUCUGGUUCUCAUUAUUCUGCUGUUUGAGGUACUCACAGAUGGGGCAAGACUCAAAAAAUGCUUCAAUAAUGUAACAGGCUAUUGCAGGAAGAAAUGCAAGGUAGGAGAAAGAUAUGAAAUAGGAUGUCUAAGUGGGAAACUACGUUGUGCUAAUGAUGAAGAAGAGAAAAACGUGUCAUUUAAGAAGCCACAUCAACAUUCUGGUGAGAAGCUGAGUGUGCUGCAGGAUUACAUCAUCUUACCCACCAUCACCAUUUUCACAGUCUAA